CAGGCCAGAAAUCUCUCUCCCUGAAUCUCAUGGCUUACGACGAUGAGAUCCACCCUUACAAUGUGACCCACAACCACCGGAAUACAAUCUUCCGGUUGCCGAGACGCCGGAAGAUCUUGACGACACGGCGACGGAAAGUGCAAACGAUCCAUCUGGGAGGGAAGAAACGCCGUGGAGGGUUGUUCCUCGUGAAGGUUUUCCGGAAGAUCCGGCUGCGGUGGCUGAAGCUGCAGUACUCAUGCAUGUUGAAGAAGUUGAAAGACUGGUAUUACUCGGUAGUGAAGGACCUCAUAGAAGCCGGCGCUACACUGGAGGCCGUGCAGCAAAGGCUCAUCAUGGAAACUUAUUUCACUGUCCCCAUCAUGGGCGUCCCUGCCACCACCAUUCCGUCCUCCUUCGGUCCUAAUCGGCCUCGCCCCAUCAAUUAUUUUUAACAUAGUACAGACGUAGAGCAACUCAGUCGGUUUUUCUCUCCUUUCUUUCCUUUUUGUUUGCGUUUAGUUAUUUUUCUAGUAAUCUCCGUUUUUGUUUUGAAUUUCAUCGUGUUGUUUUAUUGGCUGAAAAUGUAAAAAAACUCCAUGAUCAUUUAGUAGACUGCUUACAUUAAUAGGAUCUCGAACAGGGAGGAAUAUAAUCUAUGAAAGGGGCGGUGAUAUUAGCGAUGAAGCAGAACCAGAGCGAAGGGAUCGAAACUUAAUUGUUUA
Molecule: messenger RNA, 704 nt
Organism: Nelumbo nucifera (sacred lotus)
Lineage: Eukaryota; Viridiplantae; Streptophyta; Magnoliopsida; Proteales; Nelumbonaceae
Source: RefSeq, a predicted model, not a curated record